Molecule: messenger RNA, 1536 nt
Organism: Mycena indigotica
Lineage: Eukaryota; Fungi; Basidiomycota; Agaricomycetes; Agaricales; Mycenaceae
Product: Phosphotransferase
Exons: 9
Coding region: 34-1536 (500 amino acids)
Biological process (GO): glycolytic process; intracellular glucose homeostasis; glucose 6-phosphate metabolic process
Cellular component (GO): cytosol; mitochondrion
Molecular function (GO): glucokinase activity; D-glucose binding; fructokinase activity
Source: RefSeq, a predicted model, not a curated record
CCCCACUUCUCCUCAUCGCACGCAAGACCAGCCAUGCCAGCCUCGCGACGCGGCAGCGGCAGUAUCGUGCUGCCUUCAGGGCAGACGAUGGCGAUGCAUACCCGCACCCAUGAUGAGGAAGACCUUCCUCAUGCAACCAAAAAGACGAUGGCCGACCAUCUACGCAAAUACGAGAGUCUAUUUACUCUGACCCCGCAGCGGAUGCGGAUGAUUGUCGAGGCGUUCAAAGACACGCUUGAGUUGGGUCUGUCGAAGCACAAGCAGACUGUGCCCAUGAUACCCACCUAUGUAUUCGGCUGGCCAACUGGACAGGAAAAGGGCGACUAUCUCUCCGUCGACCUUGGCGGUACCAACCUGCGUGUCUGUCUUGUUACCCUCGAGGGAGAGGGCAAAUUCGAGGUUACACAAACCAAGUACCGACUGACGGAGGAGCAAAAGCAGGAGGAGGGUCAAAAGCUUUUCGACUUUUGCGCCGAAUGUUUGAAGACGUUCGUCGAUACGAAUCUGCAGGACGAGAACAGCGGUCUUAAACUGCAGCCAGGGGAGAAACUACCUUUGGGGUUCACGUUCUCGUAUCCUUGCACGCAGGAGCGUAUUGACCAUGGAGAGCUUAUUCGAUGGACCAAGGGCUUUGGGGCUCCCAACACUGAAGGUCAUGAUGUCGCAGCCAUGUUCCGUGCCUCUCUGGAGAAAUUCGAGCUACCCAUUGAGUUAACGGCGCUCAUCAAUGACACAACCGGCACCCUUAUCGCGUCUAACUAUGUCAAUCCCAAAAACAAGAUUGCCGUCAUAUUUGGGACGGGUUGUAAUGCCGCUUAUAUGGAGUACGUGAAGGAUAUACCCAAAAUCCACGACGUAGGGAUUGGCCUGGAUGGGCAGAUGGCAAUAAACUGCGAGUGGGGAGCGUUUGACUCAUUCGAGCAUGAGCACCUACCCAGAACGAAGUACGACCAGAUAGUGGACGAGACAUCGAACAAGCCAGGAGAGCAGGCUUUCGAAAAACUUAUCUCUGGUCGAUACCUCGGUGAAAUUCUUCGCCUCGUUCUGUGCGAGCUCAUUGACGAGGGUGUCCUCUUCCUUGGCCAAAAUACAUAUAAACUUGAAGUCCCGUAUGCCUUCGACACAGCCUUCUUGUCGCUCUUGGAGUCGGACCCGACAGACGAACUACUUAUGGCCAUCGGCAUAUUCACCCACUUCUUCGCACUGGAGACCACGCUUGCGGAGCGGCAGUUCUUCCGCGCUCUUGCGAAGCUCAUUGGGAGGAGGGCCGCAAGACUGAGUGCGUGUGGGAUUGCGGCGAUCGUGAGCAAGAUGGGCUAUUUAGAGGAGGGAUGCUCCGUGGGUGCGGACGGGUCCUUGUAUAAUAAAUACCCCGGAUUCGCGGACCGAGUUCAUGAAGGCUUGCAGGAUGUCUUCGGCGACAAGGGGCGGAACAUUGUGACGCACCAUGCCGAAGACGGGAGCGGUGUUGGUAGCGCUAUCAUCGCUGCGAUGACCAAGGCGCGUAAGGACGCUGGAAUCUAUGUCGACCUGUGA